Molecule: messenger RNA, 3775 nt
Organism: Wyeomyia smithii (pitcher-plant mosquito)
Lineage: Eukaryota; Metazoa; Arthropoda; Insecta; Diptera; Culicidae
Gene: SamDC
Product: S-adenosylmethionine decarboxylase proenzyme
Exons: 7
Coding region: 408-1622 (404 amino acids)
Biological process (GO): spermidine biosynthetic process; spermine biosynthetic process
Cellular component (GO): cytosol
Molecular function (GO): adenosylmethionine decarboxylase activity
Source: RefSeq, a predicted model, not a curated record
UUCUUCAGUCUUCGACUGACUUUUGUUGUGUACAGACUUUUCUGAAUUUAUCGGGAAGGUCCUCUCUCUCGCGGCCAAUCGAUUUUGAAGUUGAUAAAAAUCAAGCAAAAAGAAAAAUCGCAUAUAAAGUGUUGAAAAUUCGCCAUUUCCCGCUGUGCAGUCUACUUUUGUGGUAUUUCUUGCACGUUUUGUUUUUCCCUUGUUUUAUUAGGAGUGCUAUUCAACGUUGUCAGUGAAUGAAAAAAUUGCACAUUUUUUCACUUUACAAACGCAUGGUGUGCUAGAAGUGCAGAUUUUGUGGUUAUUUUUUCUUCGGAUCUUUUUUUUGGUGAACCGUUUUGUUGGUUUCGUUUCACAGUGUGAAGAAAAAAGGUACAGAUAAGAAAGCCGGGAACAACGUCGGAAUUAUGGCGGAGAAUGAAGAUUUGAGUAGCAGUAAUAGUAGUAGUAGUAGUAGCAGGGAGGAUAUGCACUUUUUUGAAGGAGUCGAGAAGCUGCUGGAGAUCUGGUUUGAAUCGAACUCAUCUGACAAAAAUGCCGAUUUGAGGAAGAUCCCAAGGUCUAUGUGGGACGCACUUUUGAAAACGGUCCGAUGUGAAAUAAUUAGUUUCACUAGAAACGAACAGAUUGAUGCGUAUGUGCUUAGCGAGAGCAGCAUGUUCGUAUCGAAGCGUCGCUGGAUUUUGAAAACGUGCGGUACGACGACGCCACUACAGUGUCUGGAGCCGUUGCUGCGUCUCGCAUCGGAAAUCGCCGGUUACACCGAGAUAGAGGACCUGUUCUACUCGCGCAAGAACUUUAAACGACCGGAGCUGCAGGUCUCUCCUCAUCGGGGCUUCGACGAGGAGGUGGCCUUCCUGGAUUCAUUUUUCGAAGAUGGGCGCGCCUACAGUUUGGGUGCGAUUAAUCGUGACUGCUGGUAUCUCUACACGUUGAGCCGCGGGGGAGGGGGCUCCGCCAACAAGCAAUUUUUGAAUAAUAUGAAAAAUAAUAAUAAUAACAAUAACAUGAAUCAUUGCAAGAGCAAUAUGAUAAAUAACACUAUCCAAGCAACAAAUGUCGCGCUGACUCCUUUGGCUGACUUGGAUCUGCUUGAAUCUCUGCAGUUACCUGAUCCGGACCAGACCAUCGAGAUACUGAUGACUCAUCUGGACCCGAAUGUAAUGGCAAUCUUUACUAAGGAUAUGUGUAAUACAGCUAUGGAGGCAACGCAGAAAUCUGGAAUUCACAAGCUGAUUCCUGGAAUGGUCAUCGACGAUUAUCUUUUCGAUCCAUGUGGAUAUUCAAUGAAUGGAGUGUCCAAAAGUUGUGGAAAAAAAUAUAAACAGGGAUGCUACAUGACGAUCCACAUAACACCUGAGCCGGACUUUUCGUACGUUAGCUUCGAGAGUAACGUCGCAUCUUCCAGUUACGGGGAUUUGAUUGCUCGCGUUAUUGAUACUUUUCAACCCGGAAAGUUUGUUGUAACUGUUUUCGCUAACAAGACUUCACCGGCCGCUAACGCCUUCCGUGAACUAGAACAUCUGGGAACCAUUGAUCAGUGGAAACGUCGCGACAUUCAAUUCUCCCGCUUUGCCAGUUACGAUCUGACUUACGCGCAAUACUGCAAAUAUCCGAGCUGAGGUUUACCGUGCCUAGCCCCUGGAGGGGCUAACCCCACAUUCACUCCUUCAUCUCCUUGUCCGCUUCCCCCGACAUCCGUGAUUAAAUCUUCCAUCUCUUCCGUUUUCAUUUCCCGUCCGUCUCCUUUCUCUUGUUUAUCUUCUUCAAUUGCUUUAUUCCGCUUGUUUCUCAACAUCUUCCCAGUGCUGACAUCGCUCAACUUUGCUAAGCGCUUGUGCUUUGGAAACACCGAAAAAGAAUUCAACAACAAUAACAACAACAACAACAAUGAUGCCCAAUUUGAUGAUAUCGGCAAGUUGGAUAACGUUAUCGGUAAAUCGAAGAAACGAUACUUCGAACAAUGGAGCACUGAAGAUGAUGAUGAUAACUUUGAAAAGGUUUAUAGUCAGUUUAGAAGACUAAUUGAUUUACCAACGGUUUUGUUCACAAUAAUUCUCAUUCAGUUGAUUUCCUUCGUGUUGGUCCUGAACAUUGAAGAGUGCUCGCCGCUAGUUUUAUUUUCCUGGUGGCGCAAUAAGAUAUCCUGAAAUUGACUACUACGUGGCAAACGAGCGGACAGAAGUAGCAGCAAACUCAGCUGUUGCCUCCUGUACUAUCCGUUCUGAUGCCUUUUCUGAUGUUCGUCCUUGUCGUUAUUGUUAUUAUUUUGAUAAUAAUACAUUAUCGAUCAUCAUGCGUUUCCGAUUCGCUCUGCCGUUGUGGAGCGAAGCUUUUAGUGACGAUUUAUCCGGUCGAUGCAGUGGCAAUUUUUGGUUUUAUGACAACCAAACGGCAGCAACUGGUGGCCAAAUACUAGUUGCCAUCACCAUAAUUGUUGCAGUAACUGUUUGCGAUUCGUGUAAGUCACUUUUAUCACCAUCGUUAAUUUCGUUCAAUAUCUACACUACAACUAGCAGUGACUUGCUUCGCAGCCGGAGUACAAUUUUAGGGAGAGAUUUAAGCAAAAGCAGAAAACAAGUAAUCAAUGGUGGCAUUGAUGAUUAUCGGUGGAGUGCACUUUCUCUCGAACAAUUUGUCUACAAUCAACAACUAAAAGAUGUCGUCAUUCAAUAUAACCAGCACCACCGAGAGAAGCACCGCCGAAGUAGCAUACUUUUUAGCACUUUAUACAUCAAAUUGGCUAACAACAACAUUAUCAGCUAUCUGCUAAAUGUCGUAAAGUUCAAUUUUAUCGUUAGGAUUGCCAUCAACAAAAUAGUUCUAGUUGAUAAUAUAAUAUUUUCCUAUCUAAUAUCAUUGGAUUUAUACUCGUAGCAAUGAAAUUCACGUUUAAUAAUUAACUUUCGAUAAACAUAUAAUAACCAUUCAAAUAAAAAGCAUUUUAACAGAAAAAAAAUGUCAACUAAAAUAGAAAACAAAGUAUUUACUUCUCAUUUCUUUACUAUACAAAGAUCUUCAAAAGAGAAAACAGUCCCUUUAUUUUUCGAAAUGGCCGAAACAGGGACCUACUGUCCCGGUGAAGUAUAGAAGAAUUUGCAAAGCAAAUGAAUUUAAAACAAACAUAAAUUAACACACUUACUGUUAUAAUGAAUUAAAAACUAAAGUAACAAGCAAAAGCAACAAAUACCUAAACGGACAAGAGUAUAACUUCAACCUAGCUAAUAAGAUUGAGGCCACAGAGUAGCAGAAAUAGCAGGUAUGAAUAAGUGAAGGAUCUAAGAAAAAUGAACGCAUAAGAUUGAGUACAUUACUAAUGAGAAGAAUAAAUUGAGCGAAAUACUAUUAGUAGGUGAUUAUGUAAAAACAAAUGUUUACUUGAAUAAUAAAUCUGUUACAUAGUAGUAACUAAAGAAACAGGAAGAUUAAAAAAUCCAAGCAAUUUGACUAUAUAUUAAUACUUAUUUCAUUAGCACUAAGCGGUUUGAUUGCUAUUUGAUAACUAUGCAAAGCAUAGGAACAAUGCUGCACGCGCUAUGCGUUGAUUUCGUUUGCGUAAUUUUAUUUACACAGGUUCGAUCGACGAAAGUGUCCUCUUUAUUUGGCAACUGUGCGCAAUCGUGACAGAUACGUUUAAGAAUUAUGCUUAUGUUAAAAUCAAAUAUUAGUAACCGGUUAAGAAGAAUAGGUGCUAAGUGGCGUUUCUUUUGCAUUGGUAAGGUUUCAAGAUUAUUGCAUUCAUUUGAAUAAACUAGUUAAGUUGGUGAGCGGGUCA